Messenger RNA from Brenthis ino (lesser marbled fritillary), 987 nucleotides. Lineage: Eukaryota; Metazoa; Arthropoda; Insecta; Lepidoptera; Nymphalidae. The record is from the annotation of a GenBank genome assembly.
AUGUGUAUUAGCGUGGCAUAUUCCCAUCAUAUACGCACAAAAGUGCUAUGGAGACUCAACGACGGGAACUACAUGCCAGGAAUAGGUUUCGGUACUUGGCUCGGAUCAGAGAAACAAGUACCAGGAGAUACGAAAAUUCCUGACUUAGUGAAAGUUACUAGUGACUCAAUGGAAAAAGCCGUGGAAUCUGCAAUAGACGAAGGGUACAGACUCAUCGACACCGCCUCCAUAUACUUCACUGAGGAACAGGUAGGGCGCGCGAUCCAAAAGAAGUUAAAAGAAGGCUUCGUGAAAAGAGAAGACCUGUUCAUUACUACUAAGCUGUGGAAUGACAAGCAUGCAGCUGAAGAUGUAAUCCCGGCCCUGCGCGAUUCACUCGAGAGACUUAAACUAGACUAUGUUGAUCUUUAUCUUAUUCAUUGGCCUAUAUCUAUGUUUGAAAAUUUCACUUUGUCCGAUGUUGAUUAUCUCGAUACUUGGAAGGCAUUGAUAGAAGCUAAGAACCUUGGUCUUGUUAAAUCUAUUGGAGUUGCUAAUUUCAACCAACCUCAGCUCGAGCGCCUCAUCAGGCAUAGUGAAGUGAAACCUUCUGUGUUGCAAGUUGAGGUCAACUUAAACAGUCAGCAGAAUUGUCUCAGAGAAUUCGCCAAGAAACAUGACAUCAUAGUGAUGGGAUACACUCCUUUCGGCUCUCUCUUUCCCUCCAAGGCCACGUGUCUUUCUCCACCACCGAGGAUUGAUGAUCCUAAAAUGGUUGAUCUUGCCAACAAAUAUAGAGUGACAGUUCCUCAAAUCACCCUUAGGUAUUUGCAUGAACUUGGCGUUGUGCCGAUACCAAAGGCCGAAAAAAUAGAGCAUAUUCGAGAAAACUUCAACAUUUUUGAAUUCAAGUUGAAAGACGAAGAUAAGGAGUUCCUGAAGGACUAUGACAGAAACUACAAAACUCUUAACAUUGCUUUCUGGAAAGAGUCACCUUAUUUCCCGUAC